Molecule: messenger RNA, 4848 nt
Organism: Manihot esculenta (cassava)
Lineage: Eukaryota; Viridiplantae; Streptophyta; Magnoliopsida; Malpighiales; Euphorbiaceae
Exons: 4
Coding region: 1477-4584 (1035 amino acids)
Cellular component (GO): nucleus
Molecular function (GO): protein binding; zinc ion binding; histone methyltransferase activity
Source: RefSeq, a predicted model, not a curated record
CACCCAAAGCCCAAACCAAUCCUAAUUCCUUUUCAAUUUUACUUCCACAGAGAUACAGCUGCCAUCCAUCUCUGAUUCCCUUCCCACUUCCCAGUCGACGCCUCUCUCCCCAACUUCACUGCCGAGUGCCGAGACUGCCGGCAGCCAGUCGGAGACAACCCUUCCCUCUCUCCUGUCGGCGUCGGCGACAUCUCCUUUUCUCUCCUCAGUCGAGGACAACUCUUCCCUCUCCCCAGUCAGCGACAUCCCCUUUUCUCUCCCCAGUCGGCGACAUCUCUUUUCCUCUCCCCAAUCGGCGACAACUCCUUUCCCUCUCUCCAGUCGGCGACAAAUCCUUUCCCUAUCUCCCCAGUCGGCGACAAAUCCUUUCCUUCUCUCCCCAGUCGGCGUUUCUUUCUUUCGUUGAAUGGUUAUUCUAGUAAUCAAGAUUUGACUGUAACUCUCUUCAGACUUCAGUCCCAUCUUCUGUCUCUAUCACCUCACUAGAAGCACCAGAAUCAUCAAAUUUUGUAUCUGAUGCCUUAUUCAUAGAUGGAGGCAUCCCUUCCAUGGAUGGAUCAAUGAUUUCAUCUGUUUUACCAAUAACCAAGACUGGGCACCAAUUAUAUUGUUUAAUAGCACAACCUUACAAGAAUAGAAGAAACUAGUGCCAUGCACCAUCAAGGAUAUUUAAAAUGUCAACGUUUAAUAGUUAUCCGAAGCUGUAGUGAAUUGUAAAGCUACUACUGUUUCUCAACCUUCUUCAGCCACUCAACCCGCCAGUAGUUCACCCAUUCGUUCGGGUUCAGGUAUCAUGCGGGUAUCCUUAAAUGGAUUUGGAGCAGGUAUAGGUAGUAAAAAUUAAAAUACUAAACAGAUUUGGGAAUUUUACAUAUAAUCGGGUUCAGAUUUGGGUACCCUCAAUUUCGCGGGUACUCUAUCCGUUUACAUCCCUAGGUAUGGCUUUGUGAAGUAAUGGUUUUAUUUGGGAGCAAAAUUUUUUAACAAGGGAAAGUUCAAACCUUCGCAGCUCUUUCUUUUUCAACCCAUCAAAUCUGUGUUUGGAGAUGUUUUAAUAACUUUACAUCUCCUUACACUCCAUCCAAUCACAGUGCAUUACAAAAUUGGGUUUUACCUGAAAAAUUAAUACAGUUUGAUUAUGUGCCAAGUCACACAUUUUUAACAUGUUUAUCAUUUUCUUUUUGUUAUUCCCUUGGUUCAAUUUGAGGGCCGAUUUGGCCUUGGGCUACAUAAUAACAAAUGUAGUUCAUUCCAUCCCAGUGGGACUUGAGCAUGGGAUUUCACAUGAGGCCUUCUUUCUGAUUACUUCUUAAGAUUACGGAGAAUAAAUGCUCAUCCUUUUUCUUGGUUUCCUUUGUCACAAACAGAGGUUUAGUUUCAGGUCGAAUAAAUUCCUGCAAUUAACUUUGUACUAUUGAUGAUUGUUUUGUCUUAGGCUGUUUCUGGGCACUUCAUCAAUUUGUUUCUUGAGUUGGAAUGGGUUUUGCUGAUACACUGCAAAUAGAGUCAACAAGUGUGGUAUCACUAAGCAACUGCAGUCAUUCUGAGGGAAAAUCGGGAAGACUGUUAAUGGAAAAUGGUCAUUCUGAUUCUCGUGCUGGUUUAUCUAAGUAUAAGCGGCGCAGAGUUUCAGCCGUUAGGGACUUUCCCCCUGGGUGUGGACGGUUUGACCUGCGAAUUUCUCCGAGACCGAAUACAGAAGCCAUUUGUAUUGGUCUAGCUGAGAAUUCAGUAGACCAGGGGAGGAGUGGUGAUGCAUCUGGGGAUGGAACUAGGCUUGAGUCCCAAUCUCCCAUAGUACUGGAAAAUUUGGAUCUUCCUGUGAUGCCUAGGCAAACAAAUCACGAAGAAUCCAAGCCAGAAGCACCUGUAGUAUCAUCUGAUCCAAGGGGUGGGCUUAAUUCAGUAAAUAUAAAACCUGAUAAGAUGCCAUCACCAGGGGCUCCGGACACCUUGAAUGAUGCAGGAAAUAUUGAAACACUAAAAUCUUUAGAACAUGCAAAGGUUGAUGUGCAAAAGGAUAUGCUUAAAGUAGAUGUUUCUGGUCCAGUGGAAUCUCUGGUCCCACCAAAUUAUCCUCCUCGGAGGAGAAUUUCAGCUGUCAGAGACUUCCCUCCAUUUUGUGGAAGAAAUUCUCCACGACUUAUCAAAGAGAGUGGAAAUAUUAUAUUUGCUUCUAUUGAGAAAAAGAAUAUUGGUAAAGAGAAGUCUUGUGUUGAAGAAGAGCUCACUAAUUGUGCAGUGAAGACAGAUGUGAAGAAAGUGGGAGAAAAUGUUCAAAAUGGAGGUGCCGAAAAGCACAGAUUGGCCAGGGAUGUUUCUAGUUUUGGAUCGGAUAGUACUCAAGUCAAAUCUGAAGGACCUACUGCUAUAGAUAUGACAAAUCAAGACGAGUAUGGAGCUUCUUGUGAGAUGAAGAAGAUCCAGAAGGAUUCACUAGAGGAAAGCAUCAAAUCUCCUAGAGGAAACAUUCAAAAUCAGUGUGACUUGAAAUCUGAGGCAGUCCCUGAAACAGGAAAGAGGAGUAUUCAAGGUCUCGAGGAUAACUUAGAGAUGGAUUUUGGUUUUAAGAUGGAGAAGAAAAUCUCUGGGAGAGAGCUUUUAAGCUUGUCUGGCUGUACAAAUACAAGGUUAAAGGAGGAUAUUGAGGGUUUAGAGUUUCCGUUGCAGAGGGUUGUUGUACAGGGUCUUAUGGCUUCAGGGAAUGAUCCUUGGAGACAGGGAAAAAUGGCCCAUAAACCUAAAAACUUUGUAGGUGAUACAAAUGAAGGCAAAGGGAAGAAAAAUGAUUGCACAGUGCUACAAAUAUCUGGAUCUGCUGUCAGGACAAAGGACAGUGUUGAUAAUUUUGGAGUGGAACAUAUGAAGAAGAAUAAGAUUUCAUCUCCUAGUGGCAAGGCUUAUCAAGGUAUUGAUCAGAUGGUUGUAUGGGAAACAAAAGAUGAACCUGAUGAUUUUCAAUCAGUUGGGAGUUCUCAUAAUUUUGACGUGACACUUCCUCCUUCCUGCCCCAGCAGUUUGAGCGGUAAAGGCAAUGGUAAUGAUGUGUUUGUCACCAGAAACAAAGUUAGGGAAACAUUGCGAUUAUUCCAAGUUGUCUAUAGGAAACUUGUUAAGGAAGAUGAGUCUAAGAUGAAGAAUAUUAAGAGGCCUGAUUUAGUUGCAGCUACUGUUCUUAAAAAUAAUGGGAAAUUUGUAAACACAAACAAGAAAAUCAUUGGCUCUGUUCCAGGUGUUGAAGUUGGGGAUGAGUUUCAGUAUAGGGUGGAGCUUAAUGUCAUUGGUCUUCAUCGCCAAAUUCAAGGAGGUAUAGAUUAUGUGAAGGAGGGUAAAACUGUCCUUGCAACAAGUAUUGUGGCAUCAGGGGGCUACGAUGAUGAUAUGGAUGACUCAGAUGUUUUGAUAUAUACGGGUUCAGGAGGGAUUGCAAAGGGUGGAGAUAAGGAACCUGAAGAUCAGAAGCUUGAACGAGGUAAUCUUGCUUUGAAGAACAGUAUGGUUGCAAAGAAUCCUGUGAGGGUCAUUCGUGGUCAAACAAGAGUUUCUGAAUCGUCCAGUGCAAGGACUAGGACAUACGUCUAUGAUGGACUAUAUUUGGUGAAGAAGUGUUGGCAGGAAAUGGGGCCACAUGGCAAACUUGUCUUCAAGUUUAGGUUGGAUCGAAUACCAGGUCAACCAGAGCUUGCUUGGAAAGUGGUGAAGAAAUCCAAAAAAUUUAAAGUACGAGAGGGUCUCUGUGUAGAUGAUAUCUCAAAUGGUAAAGAGUUAAUUCCCAUUUGUGCUGUGAACACCACAGACAAUGAGAAGCCUCCAUUGUUUGAAUACAUCACUCAUGUCAUAUACCGUAAUUGGUGCUCCCCUAUUCCUCCCAGGGGCUGUGAUUGUACUAAUGGCUGCUCUGAAACUGGGAAAUGUUCUUGUGUGGCAAAAAAUGGAGGAGAGAUCCCAUACAACCAUAAUGGGGCCAUUGUUGAAGCAAAACCUUUGGUCUAUGAGUGUGGUCCUUCUUGUAAGUGUCCUCCUUCUUGCUACAAUAGAGUCAGCCAGAAUGGUAUCAAGUUCCAGCUUGAAAUAUUCAAAACUGAAUCAAGGGGAUGGGGUGUGAGAUCUUUAAAUUCAAUCCCUUCAGGAAGUUUUAUCUGUGAGUAUGCUGGAGAGAUUCUUGAAGAGAAGGAAGCUGAGCAAAGAACUGGCAAUGAUGAGUAUUUAUUUGAUAUUGGAAAUAACAGUGGUGACAGUUCUCUCUGGGACGGACUUUCAAACCUCCUGUCUGGGACGCGACCAAGUUCUUGUGAAGUUAUGGAGGAAAGCAGCUUCACCAUUGAUGCAGCAAAGUAUGGCAACGUGGGGAGAUUCAUCAAUCAUAGUUGUUCCCCUAAUCUCUAUGCGCAAAAUGUUCUCUAUGAUCACGAGGACAAGAGAUUUCCUCACAUAAUGCUGUUUGCUGCUGAGAAUAUUCCUCCCUUGCAAGAGCUAACAUAUCAUUACAAUUACACAAUAGAUCAGGUUCUUGAUUCUGAUGGCAAUAUAAAGAAGAAGAGUUGUUACUGUGGUUCUUCAGAAUGCACUGGGAGGAUGUAUUGAGGCUGUCUAGCAAAAAGAGUUGGAUUGGAAGCAGCUGUGUUUUACUCUGAAGGAUUCUCAUGUUUGCAGACCAACAAACCGCAACUCCAUUUAGUUGUCAUGUGUUGUGGCCAAUUAAAUUAGUGGUUCAGAAGAUCAUUUGCUGGUAGGUACUAAUGUAGCCUUUAGUCUCUCUGCAAAGGUCAAGUGUUGUUUGUUGUUAGUGGGUGUUGUAUAUACGUUGUCAUCUUUAAUAGAAAGAAGCUCCAGAGCUUUGCCUACCCA